UUAGAACUUGUGGUUAGAAACACGUUAGGUAGUGCUGUCAAAUGUCAAUUUUUCUUUUUGACAAAAUGACAAUGGUUGCAUUUCAGUUUUAAAAUUUCUCAUAUAUUUAUUCGAAAUGUUUGAGUGGACGUAGAGUUAACUAUAUCUUCUGGAACAAUUUCAUAGUUUCCUAAAGAGAAAAAUCUAAUUUCUUAGAAAAUAUCUAACAUUCAUAGGUGUAAUGUGACAAUAAAUUCGAAUUUUUAAUCUUAUCAUAUCGAUUAGAUUUAAAUCACAAUUGCUCCCAUACGGUGGUUUGAUUGUUUGAAAAUUAUGAUUCUGCUGUAACCUACACGCAUUAUGUCCAACGCUAAUUAUAGUGAAGGCAAGGAAAACUAUCCUCUACACGAAUGUAUUUUUAUCGGGGACGUACGCAAGCUAUCUUCGUUGCUGAGAAAUAAUGAGGUGACCCGUAAGGACAAACAUGGGAACACAGCUUUGCACCUUGCUGUUAUGUUGGGACGUAAAGAGUGCGUACAGUUGUUAUUGGCGCACAGUGCCCCUGUAAAAGUCAAAAACCUUGCAGGAUGGUCGCCCCUUGCCGAAGCGAUAAGCUAUGGGGAUCGUCAGACUAUAUCCACUUUGGUACGUAAACUCAAGCAACAGGCUCGAGAACAAAUGGAAAUCAGAAGGCCUGAUCUGAUACGAGCUCUCUCACAAAUUCAGGACUUCUAUAUGGAACUUAAAUGGGACUUCCAUUCAUGGGUUCCUUUAGUCUCAAGAAUUUUACCAUCAGAUGUUUGUAAAAUUUUUAAAUCUGGAUCAAAAAUUAGAUUAGAUACAACCUUAGUUGACUUUUCUGACAUGAGAUGGGAGAGAGGUGAUAUAUCUUUCAUUUUUCAAGGUGAAAAGCCACCUACUGAAUCCCUCACUGUUUUAGACAACAAACUAAAGGUUUAUCAAAAGGUGCGAUAUGAAGAAACCGAAACAGAAAUUGAGGAUGAAGUUGACAUACUUAUGUCCAGUGAUAUUUUGGCUGCUCAGAUGUCAACUAAAGGAAUAUCCUUUUGUAGAGCUCAAUCAGGAUGGAUAUUUCGAGAAGAUAGAAAAGAGACUGUAGCUGGAUUGUACCAAAGUGAAGUAUAUAGUAUAUCAGGCUUAGUACUGGAGUCUAGGAAGAGACGAGAACAUUUGUCGAGUGAUGACUUACAAAAAAACAAAGCAAUACUGGAAAGUUUAACUAAAGGCAACACACAACAUUUGGAUACUAAUGGUGAACCCACACGGCGAGCUUCAUUGAAUCCCCCUCCUGAAAGUAAAGUGGAUUGGGAAGCCUAUAUAUCAGCACCACCUGGCCAGUAUCCUAGUUUAGGUAGAGCAGUGGUAUACAAGGAGUCUUCUCGAAGUUUUCGUGCUACAAUCUCUAUGAGUGAUGAUUUUCCACUCAGUGUAGAGAUGUUACUAAAUGUAUUGGAAGUGAUAGCUCCUUUCAAGCAUUUUGCAAAAUUAAGGCAAUUUGUUGCUCUGAAACUACCAAAAGGGUUUCCUGUGAAAAUCGAUAUUCCGAUUCUACCAACAGUCACGGCAAAAAUCACAUUUCAAAAAUUUGAAUUCCGUGAUGACAUACCCGAUGAUUUGUUCAUAAUACCUGAGGAUUUUAUUGAAGACCCUUUGCGUUUUCCUGAUUUAUGACAUUUUGAUAUUCUAACACUGUUUGAAAUAAGUGAGAGGCCUAAGUGGCUGAGUGAAGUUAAAAGUAGUAAAAUGCGGAAAACAAUUAUGCGUCGGUCAUUCACACACAACAUGUUGUCUGUUGAGUUUCCCAUGCUGUUUGGACUCGGUAGCUCCUAUUCCAGCCAUUGUGUCAUCUUUGUAGAAUAGCUAAAUCCUAAAUAUACUGUUAAGUGUGGUGAAUUGUUUGUGUAGUAGUUCCUGUAUGACAGUGUUAGAAUUGUUGUAAACAAAAUCUAUUCUGUAUUACUUAAUGUUAUAUUGUUUAAAUUUAAAUAUUUUAUUCUUUUGACUUUUUAUAUUUUGAUUUGAUUUUUUUUUAAUUUCAUUAAAAUAUAUCUUAACUUAAUACAAUGAGUGAUUUAAAAAAAAAAGUAUUUUAGAAAUAAAAUUUAUUAGGAUUUUUUUUAAAUACAAUGGUUACACUGGUUGUUCAAAUUUUUUUCAGUAUUUAUUUUAAACAUUUAAAUGUUUAUAUGAAAUAUAACCACUUUAAACUGUUUUAUAGGCUGCCCUUCAUUAAAAAAAACAGAUUGUCACUGUGUUGUGUUCUAGUUUAGAGUAUUAACAGAAAGUGUAGUUACUAAACUUAAACCUCAUUAAAAAUGCAAAAUUAAUGUACAGACUAUUUUGAUUCUUAAUUAGAUUUCAUUCCAUGGCCUAGUUCUUAAGUUAGAUGUCCAGAGAACUUCAUUGCUUUUCCUACGAAUUAUUAACAGCCCAAUUCUACUGAGUACUUGCACAAAUCAUGCCAAUUUCAAUUUCCAUUCUAGAUAAGUUUACAAGGCCUAUUUUAUAUCAGAAUUAAAUGUAUAUGAAUUUUAAAAUGUAAAAAAGAACAGGGCCAUAUUUAAGAUUUUGUCGAACUGUGUCUGACCUAUGCAAAUGCAUCACUACUUACGGCCUCGUCAAGAGUUUCAUUUUCGUUUACAAUACCAGUAACAUUCACAGAUGACUGUCAUAGUUUAUGAAGUACAUGCAUGUUUCAGAUUAAUCAUUUCGUGUUAAUGGAAAAAGCAAAUGAACAAUUUCGCAGUGAAGGUACGUUUUAAAUUAUUUAAAGGGAAUGCAUCUGACCGUCCGUGUCACCCCACGUUACACGAGCGUCAGCCGAUUUUUAAUUUUAUUGUAGUAUUACAUUCCGAGCAAUGUAGUGUAGGUAGGUAGGUACAUUUGUAAUAUAUAAACUAUGGUUCACGUUUCUAAGAUAUCUAUACUUUUGUUUUCGUGGACGAUUCCCCUAAUUAUACCGAAUAAUAAAUGCUCCAUAUUUGAUUUAAAAAAACAUUUAUUGUACCAAGAGACAAAUAAUACAAGCAUUACCUUAACCACCCUGACUUUAAUGUGUGCUAAUUAUUACAACGACAAUACUGCCAUUAACAAAGAGCUGCAUGGUUGUACAGCGUAAAAGUUUCUCAAUAAACAAUUGAUGUGACAGUUUAAUUUUUUAACUACAUAACGUUAAUGAAUUUCUGUGAUCUAUUUACGGACGGGGACAGCCGAGACAGCUAUUGUAGUAACAAAUGGGUAAACGUCUGCGCUUUUUUUACUUCUCUUUUAUAUUUUUAUAUUUAUUGUGACCUUUUAAAGAAAAUCACAUUCGCAAAAAAACAGAUAUUGAUAAUGUUUUCUGUAGCAACGUUAACUUCUGUAGCAACAUACCUAUUGAUCAAGUAAGUAAUAUUCGUAGUGAAUGUUUUAAAAUUGAAGGUAUUGGUAGGUAUUUGCUUUAGUAGAAGUGUUAGAACACGCAGAAUUUUAAGUUCUUGCAUCCCACCACAUGAUGUAAUUGUUAUGUUUCUUGCCUUUAUAUCGAACAUCUUUUUUUGUAAAAUAGAGAUCAUUGUACACAGUACCUAUAUGUAUAAAUAUGUAUUAUGUUGCAUUAAAAAUAAAUGGUGAUAAAACUGA
Molecule: messenger RNA, 3621 nt
Organism: Bombyx mori (domestic silkworm)
Lineage: Eukaryota; Metazoa; Arthropoda; Insecta; Lepidoptera; Bombycidae
Product: ankyrin repeat domain-containing protein 13C
Exons: 1
Coding region: 340-1671 (443 amino acids)
Biological process (GO): protein retention in ER lumen
Cellular component (GO): cytoplasm
Molecular function (GO): signaling receptor binding
Source: RefSeq, a predicted model, not a curated record